Molecule: messenger RNA, 7468 nt
Organism: Maylandia zebra (zebra mbuna)
Lineage: Eukaryota; Metazoa; Chordata; Actinopteri; Cichliformes; Cichlidae
Gene: smg7
Product: SMG7 nonsense mediated mRNA decay factor
Biological process (GO): nuclear-transcribed mRNA catabolic process, nonsense-mediated decay
Cellular component (GO): telomerase holoenzyme complex
Molecular function (GO): protein binding; telomeric repeat DNA binding; telomerase RNA binding
Source: RefSeq, a predicted model, not a curated record
CAGAAAAAUGAAGAACUUCAGUUUGUGUACAGUAUUGUUUACCCAGACUCUAACCUGACAACGACAACAUCUGCAGCUGACUUCAGCGGCCCUGUGUGGGUCAGACAGGAACAAUAUGGCGCCGGGAGGAACGUUAGCAUCGGGACCAGUCGUUGUCUGAGAGACUGGUGAUCCGGCAGGAUGAACCUCUGCGCCCAGUACCUCCGACAGGCAGAGGCCCUGAAAGCUGACAUGACAGAUUCAAAGCUGGGGGCAGCAGAGGUGUGGACGUCCCGGCAGGCCCUGCAGGACCUUUACCAGAAGAUGCUGGUGACAGACCUGGAGUAUGCUCUGGACAAGAAGGUGGAGCAGGACCUGUGGAAUCAUGCUUUCAAGAACCAGAUCACCACGCUUCAGAGCCAGGCCAAGAACCGAGCCAACCCCAACCGCAGCGAGGUCCAGGCCAACCUGUCGCUGUUUCUGGAAGCUGCCAGUGGCUUCUACACACAGUUACUGCAGGAGCUGUGCACCGUGUUCAACGUGGACCUGCCCUGCCGCGUGAAGUCGUCUCAGCUCGGCAUCAUCAGCAAUAAGCAGAGCAACACCAGCGCCAUCGUCACCCCUCAGCCCAGCUCCUGCUCCUACAUCUGCCAGCACUGCCUCGUCCAUCUCGGAGACAUCGCUCGAUAUCGUAACCAGACCAGCCAGGCCGAGUCCUACUACCGGCACGCAGCUCAGCUGGUUCCAUCUAACGGUCAGCCCUACAACCAGCUGGCCAUCCUGGCCUCCUCUAAAGGAGACCACCUCACCACCAUCUUCUAUUACUGCCGCAGCAUUGCAGUCAAGUUCCCCUUCCCAGCAGCCUCCACCAACCUGCAGAAGGCGCUGUCCAAGGCUCUGGAGAGUCGCGAUGAAGUGAAAACCAAGUGGAGCGUGUCCGAUUUCAUCAAGGCCUUCAUCAAGUUUCACGGUCACGUCUACCUGAGUAAGAGUCUGGACAAGCUGGACGGCCUGAGAGAGAAACUGGAGGAGCAGUUUCAGAGGCUGAUCCUGCAGAAAGCCUUCAGCUCUCAGCAGCUCGUCCACAUCACCGUCAUUAACCUGUUUGAGCUGCACCACCUCAGAGACCUGACGGCUGACGGCAGCGAGCAGAGCUACAGCAGCGAGCAGCAGAUCAGCUGGUUCCAGCUCCUCGGCCUUUUCAUGUCCUUCCUGGGCGUCAUGUGCAGCCGCGUGCUGCUCAACAAGAACCGCGGGGAGGAGAUCAUGGGCGAGUGCCCGCUGCCGGCCAUCAAGGUGUCGCUGGACUGGCUCAAACUGAGGCCCAGCGUCUUCCACGAGGCCGCUCUUGUUAAACGGCAGUACGUUUGGCCCUGGCUCGUGUCCAUUCUCAACAGUUUCCAGCCCAAAGAGGACGACCUGUCCUGCUCCUCAGUCACACCCCUGCCUGAGGAGUUUGAGCUGCAGGGUUUCUUGGCUCUCCGUCCUGCUCUGAGGUGUCUGGACUUCACCAAAGGACAUCAGGGCAUCCUGGUGGACCGGGACGGCCUGCCGGUGCAUGCCCGACACCAGCGACUCAUCAGCCUGGGCAAAUGGGUGGCUGACAGCCAGCCGGGACUGAUCCAGUGCAGAGUGAGCGAGGAUGGCCUCCUCAUCUUCAUGACUGACAUUCCAGAAGAGGCCAUUGAGGAGCCGCAGGAAAAGGAGGUACCCGUGCUGCAGGAGUCGUUGAAUGGCGAGCAGACGGCCAACGACGGCGGGAAUUCCGGCCUGAAGUCCGUGCUUUCGGUGGGGAAGACUCAGAGCUCGUGGCCCGACAGCAGCGACCGUCCAGUGGUCACCUUCAAAGAGAACAUCAAACCCAGAGAGCAGAGCCGUGACCCCACAAGGAACCACCAUCAGAAAGAUGGUGGCAAGGAGCGCCGAGACUUCUCCAAAGGCAACGGGGCCGCUGGGAAAACAGAGCUGAAGAGGGACGGUAAGAGGAAGAGCGAGCUGAAGAAGAGCGUCCAUGAGAAAACGGCCGAUGCUGGAAAACAGGUGAAGGCACAGACAGAGCUGAGGAAGACUCCGGUGUCUGAGGCUAAGAAGACUCCUGUCACUCAGACUCAAACCACCUGCUCAUCCCAGUUCAUCCCAAUCCAUCAUCCAGGAGCCUUCCCGCCUCUGCCCAGCAGACCCGGUUUCCCUCCCUCAGCCUAUGUGAUCCCUUCUCCCGUGGCCUUCCCUGGACUCCAGGUGAAUCCGGGCUUCACCUUCUCCACCGGUGUGUCCGUCCCAGGGCCUUUCCUCCAGCAGCCUGUCCACACCCAGGCGGGCACCCAGGUCCAAGCUGGGAAGCAGUCUCACAUUCCCUACAGUCAGCAGAGGCCCUCGGGCCCGGGGCCCGGUCAGGGGCUGGGAUCCUCGGGACACGGCCCGUCCCAGGCUCAGCAGGGCCAGACUCAGACUCCCUCCCAGCAGGCCUUGCAGCCGUCAGUCCAGCUGACGAUGAGUCAGCAGCAGUCACCCACCAAACCAGUCCAGCAGGUUGGGAUGGGAAAGAGUCCACCUCACCACCCAGGACUGCAGCAGUACAUGCAGGUCCAGGAGCAGUCGAGUCACAUGUGGAACCAGGCCCAGGCGGCCCUGCAGAAGGUGUCUCCCAUGCAGAUGCCCAUCAAGCAGCCGCAGCAGCAGAAGCAGCAGCAGCAGGCCUUCUACAUGGCAGCUCAGGAUCCUCUGAAGAUGUACGAGCACCAGCUGCAGUCGUCGGCUCAGGUCUCCAGCAUGGACAAGAAGAUGAAGUACCCCGACGUGAAGUUACAGGACUUCUACUGGGACUCGUCUUACAGGAUCGGGGACAGCCUGGCUGUGCUGGCCGACAGAAUGAAGAGGCCAUCGCCGGGGGGUAUCUGCUCAGAGCAGGAUGGGCCCCGGGGACCCCCGUUUGAGGACAACAAGAGCUCGCCUCUUCUACCUCCUGACCUGUUAAAAACUCUAGCAGAUUUUGAGGAGGAGGAGGAGCUCGUCUUUACUAAGCCUCCUGAUUUCUUCCAGGCCUUGGCUGGCCCUCUUAGCACUGCUCCUGGACCAAAUAUAUUUCUGCCAAACCAGACCCGAGUGGACAGCGGCCCCGAGGUCAUCAGCCAGUCGUCCUCUCUGCUGCCCAUACCCGGCUUCCCCAUGCAGGAGUACAACCAGAACAGCAUCUUCAGUCAGGCCUACGGUAAAAACCUGCCGCCCAGCUCCAAGCCCGACGCUCCCAUGGUGCACCAGGAGACGUCCCUCUACACGCUGUUUGAGGGCACCCCGUGGUCCCCUUCUCUCCCCGCCAGCUCAGAUCACUCUACGCCAGCCAGCCAGUCUCCUCACUCGUCCAAUCCCAGCAGCCUGCCGUCUUCCCCUCCAACCCACAACCACGGAGCCAUGCCUUUCUCCAACUUUGGGCCCAUCGGGACUCCGGACAACCGGGACCGCAGGGGAAUGGACUGCUGGAAGGCCAGCAAGAGUGGAGCAGUCGGCGGAUUCGGUCUGGACUACCUGCCAACCACGGCCUCCUCUGCAUCAGACAGCAGCUGGCACCAGGCUGGAUCGACGGGCAGCUCCUGGACCAAUCAGGACUCUCCAAUGGAGGAGUCGUCCUCCACCGUGCUGCUUGACAGCCUCAAGUCCAUCUGGUCGAGCUCCAUGAUGCAGCCGGGCCCUUCGGCGCUGGAGCAGCUCCUCCUGCAGCAGAAGCAGAAGCAGCAGCGAGGUCACGGCGCCAUGAACCCGCCUCACUGAACGGCAGCGCGAGGCGGCGCUUUGUGUCCGGACGUCAACAAACCACCACCAGGAGAAACGGAGGGGAAAAAAACCACAGAUGUUUGACGAAAACAAGCUCCAACUCAAAUUAAACCGGCGAGAAACGGUGGAGGCUGGGGAGGCAACACGACCCCCCGACGAGGCUGAAUCACCACCCCCACCCCCCUCGGCUGUCAAGGAGCGGUGACGCCCCUCCUGGAUCGGAGGGCGCGGGAUCUCUUCGACCGCGGUGCCACGCACCACGCCACCGCCGGGUUUCAUUCAACCGGUGGAAAUCUGAACAUUGAGGAACCACCCCCCCUUCACAUCACUGCCCCCCCGUUAUGGACAGACGCCACAUCUCCACGAACUCGUCAUCUGGAAGAACUUCUUCUUCUUUCUUUGGAAAAAGAUAAAAAAAAAAUUAAAACGGAAAAAAGAACGACCUCCUGGACGUCUGCUCGGUCCCGAUGGAGAGCCGGUUUUUAGCAUCUCCGCCGCCGCUGUAGACUGAAGCGGGGCCGUUCGAGAGCCAGAAUGAUGUGGUUGUCGGGUUUGGGGGGAGGCCAGGUGAUGCACGGGGGGGUCAAAACAAGACUGGACUUUCUGAUCUCCAUUCAUUUUCAUUACUGAGGAGGGAGGAAGGAAGAAAGGAAGGAAGGAAAGUUUUCAGCUAUAUAAAUAUAUACGUGAAUAUAUAUUGCCAUAGUUGGACUUGUGUCUUAGCCGUGAGAAUCAGGACUGGACGUUGUGAAGCCGGGUGUAACGCCUCCCGGGCUGAGCGCCCGCUUGUGUCGGUGCCCGACGACGGGGUGGCUUCACGAUGAACAUCGCAGGAAAGACUGAGGAAAGAUCAUAAACACCCUGUCGACCGUAGGGAUAGUGUCACUGUUAGCUUCAAGAGAUUGCAGUUAUUAACAAAAAAACACAAAAAAUAGAAAAUGUACUUUGUGAUUUGUUCGUAGCCGUUUUAGCUUUGCGCCCUCCGGGUGAUACAGGUAUGUCUAUUAGCUUCCUGCUUGGAUAUUUUCGGGGUUCUCUUCCUCUCUGACCUCUUCUUCCUGUUAUUUCUUUACGUAAUGAAGAAAAAAUGGAAAUAUGUAACCCUGCUUGCUUACCUGCAUUUACUGUUUGUUUUUGUUGCCGUUCUUCUUCACUGGUUUUAUGCAGCUCGCCCAGAACGUUUUCUAUUAUCCUUUCUUGGAGAAGCACGACUGCAGCUCGAGGCUGUGCAGCAAAUUUGUUUUUUUAUUAUUAUUAUGGAACGGAGCGUCUGGAGACCCUGUAGCUCUGCUUUUAUUGAACCUGUGAGUGAAGCCCCGCCCCCUUCAGUGUAAAGCCACCCUAACCAGACUCAAAAGCUACCAAGAAAUAACAGCUAAAAAAGUGUAUUUGAUUACUGGUUAAUCUGCAGGUUCCAGUAGGCCAAAAAUAUUUCCCGGUUUGCUGUAAAAUACAGAAAUAUUUAGUUUAAUGACAUAAAAGUAAAAACAUGCAGAAGGUGGUGAGGCGGUGAGGACACGCUGAGUAACUCGCUCAGCACAGGCAGAGUGAAAUAUGAAGCAAUUAAGAAAUUAUUUUAAUGAAGAAUCUAUUUUCUUUAUUUAAUCAGUGAAUCAUUUGUGACGACUAAAAAUUCCUUCAGUGUUUCGUUUCCUGCUGCUUCUAACCAAUCCUGUAAGAGCGGCUCAGCUUCCUGUGACUGACAGAAAAAGGGCGGCGCUCUCAUGGUCCUUCGCCGUUGCUGCUCUCCUUUCGUUCUUUAAGGGUUUAAAGAUUCAUUUGAUUUUUUUCUAACAAACCUGCAACGUCGUUCAGAAAAAAUGUAAAACGUCUAACUCGCUGAUGAACGGACUUCUUGUUGCUUUCGCUUCAUUUGAAAGAAGAAGGUUCACCUGCAGCCCAGUUUGAUCUCACGCCAGUAAAACCAGAGCAGAUAUCUUUUUAAAAUAGUUUUCGCUUCAGUGGAAAGAAGUACUGAAACCUUGCGAAAGCAAAUCUUUGAAUAAUUGAGAGCAGAUCACGAGCAGCUCUGCAGGGAAACAAAGUCUGCUUUAAACACUUUAGCUCCAAACACCAACGUCAGUAUUUCACUUGUCUAUUAAUCAGCAGUGCAGUUUAUUGAAAACAUGUAAUUAUUAAGGUCUUUACUGCAGGUUUCACUUUUCAGAGGAGUGCGUGGGGGCGGGUCGGACCUGUGGAAAAGAAAAACCAUCACAGAGUCCGCGUGAAACUUUGGAUCUGCAGUCUGUGUGCUUUGUUUCAUAACCUAAGGAUUUAGCCCCAAAUAGGUUUCACCGUUUUGUUUAGUUUAUCCAAAAAGUCACGAGGUUCCAAACUGACGGGGAAAACAGGAUAGCUCACUAACUGUCCUCUGAAACAUCGUUCAGGCCGCCAGUGACCAGGUUUCAGGGCUGCGCGUAAACGUGAAAAUGUUCUUUCAAAUGAAGUCUCGUACGCCACCUUUGACGUCACGGUUUUCUGUGCUCGGACGACGGGAAUGUUUAUGUGUGAGCAGCAGGAUCCUAAACAGAUUUAACGUUGCCAUGACACCAAACAGUUUCUCCUCAUGAAUACUGAAACGUUUUUCUGUCCUGUGACCUCUGAGCUACAGUGAAGUUGAACCAUUGAGCUCAAGCUGCCCUCAAGAAUCGGCUGGCCUGUGUUUGCUUCGACUUUGUGAUCACGUUGUGGGAAAACUCAGGAUCUGAUGUAAACGCAUCACGUUAGGAGCUGAACAAAGUUCACGGCUCAGUUUUUAUCAGCCACUAACAAUAAAGUGUUCAGUGUGGUAUCAUCAGCACACUUGUGUUUCUAUAUUUGCCGUUUAAAAAGAUAAAUACUAAUUUCCAAACUGAGGCACUGAACUCAAACCCUUCCCCCGGCCCGGGUAAUGAUGACCUGCUGGAUGUUAUUCGCUUCGUUACUGUGGCUCGCCCUUCAUUAAAUGACGCAGGCAGAGGUUAGACUGCAGGUGUCUUGUUUUUAUAUUUUUGCCGUCGUAUUUAACCGCUUUAAAACAACAAGCCAAACUCGAUCCUCGUCCAUCUUUAAGUAGAUUUUUAGGUCUAAACGAGUUCCCGGGAAGGUUCAUGCGGUGGGAACGGCUGAUGCUGGAUCUGGGGGCAUCUGUGGCGUCACGCUGUCAUUAUUUUAGAGCGACAGCUGGCUAAUCAGGAUGCCAGGCUUGAGCAGGAUUUGACAGUUUGAACCGACAGGAAACAGUUUUCCAUGUUUAGAAAAUAAAGUUCUGAGGAGGAAGAAAUGAAAGCCUGUUUUUAUUUUCCUGGUGGGGCAUUUUACGAAAGCGGACUUCAGAGAGACGUGUCUGUUCUCUGUGUGAUUGUGCUUUUCAUGUUGCAUUUACAAAGUGUAUUUGAACAAUAAUAAAGAUAAAAUAUUCCUGAACGUGAGGGCGAAUUCGACCAGAAGUGUCAAGGAGAAGAUCCUCUUUGUUUUCGUGUCAGAAGCUCACCACGUAGAUCUCUGCUGACUCUCAUAUGAGUUACUUGAUGUACUUGGAUCGUCGAUGACAUUCCACUCGGAGAUGUUUGGGAGGCUUCAGGGCGGCAGGUCCUCGUCGGUUUGUGCUCUGACAGCAGAUUUGUAGUCACGUUUGAGAUCUGAGCUUUACUUUAAGGCUUUUUGUGUUUCUGUCUCUCUGUAGACUUUCAGAAAAGAUUGAAUCAGACUUUAAAUAAAAACCAACUAUGUUCUCCUUUAA